AAUGGACGUAUUGUGGUGGGGUUCGAAAGAUUCUAAAACAGCACAAGAAGAAGGUUUACAACAUUUACGCAUCAUGUUACAUAUAAAAAGCUCGAGAAACCUGUUCCUGAAAAAAGUGAGAGUUGUUAAUUAAGAUGAAGGAGGAGAAUGGGAUAGAGGAACUGUGGAGGGAAGUGAGGGAUUUGAGUUUGGGAAACGGCGGAAGAGUAGAGAGACUAGAGUCUCCACCAACCCCAGUUCAGUUCCUGAGAGACUUCAUCACACCAAACAAGCCAUGCAUAAUCUCCAACGCCAUUACGCACUGGCCCGCACUCUCUUCCUGGACCAACCCUUCCCACCUCUCCCAAUCCCUCUCCGGCGCCACCGUCUCCGUCCACCUCACCCCCACCGGCGCCGCCGACGCCCUCGCCCCUCUCCGCUCCUCCCUCUGCUUCGCCUCCGCGCACGUGCAGCGCGUGCCCUUCCCCCACGCCCUUGACCUCAUCUCCUUUUCCGAGCCUUCCAAGCUAGUCGCUUACGCGCAGCAACAAAAUGAUUGCUUUCGCUCUGAAUAUUCGUCUCUUGCUGAUGACUGUGACCCUCACUUUGGUUGGGCCACCGAAGCUAUUGGCUCCGAACCCGAAGCUGUGAACCUCUGGAUCGGUAAUCAGCAUUCCCGAACCUCCUUCCAUAAGGAUCACUACGAGAAUCUCUACGCUGUUGUCACUGGAGAAAAACACUUCCUGUUGUUGCCACCUACUGAUGUUCAUCGCUUGUAUAUUCGUGACUACCCUGCUGCCACUUACUCAUAUUCUUCGGAUACAGGAGAGUUCGAUCUGGAACUUGAGAAGCCAACAAGGUAUGUGCCUUGGUGCAGUGUGGAUCCUUAUCCUUCUCUGGAGACCAUGGAUAAUGAGAUGACCAAGUUUCCCCUGUACUUCAAUGGCCCUCGGCCGUUUGAAUGUACUGUGAAGGCUGGCGAGGUUCUCUAUUUGCCUAGUAUGUGGUUCCAUCAUGUUAGACAGGGUGUGGAUGACGGAGGAUUAACUAUUGCAGUAAAUUAUUGGUACGAUAUGCAGUUCGACAUUAAGUACGCUUAUUUCAACUUCUUACAAUCUAUUCGAUAUCGAUCUGCCCCUAGUGCAAUGAUAAGUGAUAAAUUGUCUGAGGAGAUAGAUUCAGAUUCUGAUGAUUAUGAACAUUGAUGAAUUCUCAUUUCUUCUCUCAGCCAACCAUAUUUGAUGAAUUCAAGCGAAUGAUAAUACCAAAAGUAAAGGGUACUUGAUCAAACAGUUUUUGGAAUGUGAGAAAGCAUUAUUCCCCAAAACGUGCAGCUACUUGUUCUUCAUUUUUAUCAUGUGAUGCCUAUUUUCCCGUUUCCAUUUUCUUUUUUUCCUCUUUCUGCUGCGGGUGCUGUAUGUAUUAGUCUUGUUGAGCAAAUUUUGGUAUUUUUUAAUCUUGCUUUUAGUUUCUGCAAGACA
Molecule: messenger RNA, 1460 nt
Organism: Glycine soja
Lineage: Eukaryota; Viridiplantae; Streptophyta; Magnoliopsida; Fabales; Fabaceae
Product: bifunctional peptidase and (3S)-lysyl hydroxylase Jmjd7
Exons: 4
Coding region: 135-1184 (349 amino acids)
Molecular function (GO): 2-oxoglutarate-dependent dioxygenase activity
Source: RefSeq, a predicted model, not a curated record